UUACAUGUUUUCGUGGACGACCAAAGCUUACAUCCAUCAGUAAUUGUCGAUGUCUAUUUUUUCUAGUGAUAGUGCCUGUUUUUCUCCCAUUUGAGCAGCGAUUGCAUAAAGUAAGGUGCUGGACCAGCCACCAGAGGCAGAGCCAGCUGAGUAGGCCUACUGAGGCUGAGUACAUCUACAGACAGGCACAGGCACAGCAGCAGUGAUCAGUGUGACAUUUGAUUGUGCUGGCCAAAGUCCACAGAAAAGAUGGCUGAUGUGUCAGAAAAAGAGGCAAAUAAGGGUGAUAGCCCUAAACCAGAUCAAGAGGUUGCACCUCCCCUGAUCUCCAUGAAUAAAGGGAAAAAAGCUGAAAAAGAAGAUGACAAAGAUGUUGGUAGGCGGAGGGCAUCCCUCAUCCCUGGAAAGGAUCGGCGUCAUCAGAGGCACGGCCCUCGUCGCGAUUCUUACCAGGAUUCUUUAAGCAGUCACGGAAGCAAUGCUGUGGGCAUGGGCCCGAAGAAGAAUGUGGUGCUUUCGGGGGAGGCCAUGAAAGAGAUGCAGAAACAGAUGAAGGCGAGCAGAGAUGAGAGGCGUCUUCAGAUGGACCAACGCCAUACAUACUUAUUUCAAAAGCUUGGCGAUUCUCUUGGUUUGGACGUGAGUGCUGUUGAGGAUUUCCUCCUGACCGAUGAGAAGUUUGAUUUGAUCGAUGAGUUUUUCAAAGCGGGAGGAAGCAGGAAAUUAAUAUUCUAUUACCAGGAGAUUGUGCGUGAAGCCAUGUUCUCACGGACAGAGACCUCAAGCGUCAUCAAUGCCAACCCCCAGAAGAAACUCUUCAUCACAAAUGGCAAAUGUGAGGGUCUGACUGGCCUGUGCUUCCAUUUCCUGAAAAUCACCGACAAGCCCAUCACGGUGCAGAAUAUUGCUCAGGAAGUGAACUAUGGCAUUGUGGACGCCAAGGGUGGGAAGUUACUGGAAGGAUUCGAGAGAUAUAUCUCGAAAAUCAUGCUGCCUGCACUCCAAGGCAAUGAGAACUGGGGACCUCUUAAAGAUAGCAGCAACAGCCAGGUACAAGAUUUCUUGGAGACGCUGGAGAAAUUCGUAGCAAGUCUGAUGGGCGCCAAGGACAAUAUGGAAGGUCAAGUGACCUUGGGUGAUAACGAUUUGGGCUACAUGUUAGAUCCCCUCAAAACGCCAGCAGACUACCAAAGUGCAGCAAGCAACACUGACACCCUUGAGAAGAUGGAGGAGCUGCUCGGCCUCUGGGCCAAACAGAUUGAGCAGGUGUUGGCUGAGAGUGAGCAGAUGAGGCGGGAGGCAGACGACAUUGGACCCACCGCUGAACUCAACUACUGGAAGAGCCGAACUUCAAAGUUCAACAACUUGUUAGAACAGAUCAAGAGUCCCCGGUGCAAAGCUUUAGUUGGUAUCCUACAUGCCGCCAAAUCCAAGAUGUUGAAGAAAUGGAAGGAGCUCGAUAUGCGUAUUACUGACGCAGCAAAUGAAGCCAAGGACAAUGUGAAAUACCUUUACACACUUGACAAGUUCUUUGGACCACUUACAAAGUGCACCCCGGCAUCCUUGGUUGAGCACAUUCCAAAGUUAAUGAGUGCUAUCAGGAUGAUCUACAGUAUUUCUCAGUACUAUAACACAUCGGAGAGAAUGACAUCGCUGUUCGUGAAGAUCACCAAUCAAAUGAUCACGACCUGCAAGGCUUACAUCAAGAAUGGCGUCACGAAGAUCUGGGAGCAUCCAAGGGGGGAACUGCUCCAGAGACUGACGGACAGCAUGGAUCUUAACACAGAGUAUCAGAAGUACUUCCAGAAAACCAAGGAAAAACUCAGGCAGACGCCCAAUGAGAGGCAGUUUGAAUUCAGCGAGAACUACAUCUUUGGUAAAUUCGACACUUUCUGCAAACGUCUCGAGAAGAUCAUCACCAUGAUCAACACCAUGGAGAGCUAUUCCAACCUACCUGAUGUCAAGAUUGAAGGCAUCGACACCAUGGUCGUCAGGUUCAAGACAAUCUGUGAAAGCGCAAAGAAGAAGAAUUAUGACAUUUUGGAUCACAGGAAGACUGAGUUUGAUCAGGAUUUCGUGGAGUUCUGUCGUCAGUUUGAUUUCUUGCAGUCCCAGAUCCAGAUAUUCAUGGAUGGCUGGUUUGAUAAGACGUUGUCUACUGAGAAAGCAUUGGCCCUGCUUGCAAAGUUUGAGAGGAUUGGCGGUGCUAAAUUAGACAUGAAUGAGAAGUUCAACAAAAUCUUGUUGAAUUAUGGAAAAGAUUUGGAAAUGGUUCGAAAGUUGUACCAGAAGCACAAGGCUGAUCCACCUAUCCCGAGAAAUCUUCCGCCGAUCACUGGCAAGAUUGCCUGGUCCAGGCAGCUGUUCAGAAAGAUUGAAACGCCGAUGAAGUUCUUCAAGAAGAAGCCAGAGCUGCUUCAGGGAGCCGAGGGGAAGAAGAUUGUACGCAACUACAACAAGAUGGCGGCUGUCUUGAUGGAAUUUGAGAUGUUGUACCACAGAAAUUGGUUCAGGACAGUCGACGACCUCAAAUCUGGCCUCUCCGCAUCCCUCCUCAUCAAAGACACAGACACCAAGAAACUGUUUGUGAACUUUGAUCCCUUGGUGUUUGAGCUGUUGCAGGAAGCCAAGUGCCUCCAUGGCAUGAAUUUAGAGAUUCCUGAAUCGGCCUCUCAUCUGAUAAUAAAGGAGGACUCCAUCAAGGCGAUGAAUGUGGCCUUGAAGGACACACUUAUUGAAUACGACAGGAUUGUGUCGGAGAUUCCCACCAUCAUCCUGCCCCUGAUGAGGCCGUACACGGAGAGAGUUGACGAGGCUCUCAAGCCUGGCCUUACGUCACUCAGCUGGGCUUCACUUAACCUUGACAACUAUCUCGAGGGCAUCCGCAAGGCCCUGAGCUUCCUGGAGCGACUUUCCAAGCAAGUUCAGGACAUCCUGGAUUGCCGUAUUGAGGAAGUCCUUGAGGAUAUGUCCCUGACAGCCCUCUGUGACCUGCCAGAGGAUGAGCCGGUCACCAUUGACCAUUUCAUGGCAAUGACAGAAGAAACUUGUACCUUUGCGGCUGAAAACCUCACAAAGCAAAGCCAGCUGGUUGAAAAGUCUGUUGAUGAGCUUGUUGCCUUGCUGAAGUCUCACCUCCAUGAGAAUGAGAUGACCAACCUGAGCGAGGAGGAGGGCUACACCUGUGUGCAGCCAGACACCAAGAACAAGAAGCAGAGGUGCCAGGAGUGCCAGCCGUGCAGUUAUUAUGCCAUGCUGAACUAUUUCUGUCAGAAGAACACGGAUGCACUGGUCAAAAGUACCCGUCUCUCCUUUGAUGCCAUCAAGCGCCGUCUCCAGAUGACAAACAAAUACACGAAAGAUUCCCGCGAUCAGAGCAACAAGGUGCCCCUCUUCAAGGGAGACAUCAUCCUGGCGAUCCCCAACAUCCUCCUUCGCCCGAGUCUCGAUGACAUCCAGACAGUCCUGAACAAAGCGGUCCAAGUCAUCUUGAAGAUGACCCAGGAAUUCCCGCAGUGGAACCAACUGAUUUUACAUCAAAAACAACAACAAAAGGAGUUGGAACAAAUGGCGGCAGACACAACAGAAGACGCCAAGGUCCAGAUGCCGACGACUGCUAUCAAACCGCUCCAUAAGAUCAUUAGUGAGCACAAGGAUGUGGUGAAGAUCGUCAUUCAGCUCAGCUCCAUCAUCAACACGUUCAAGGUGGAUGUGAACGAGAUCUUGGAUGAGUUCACCUGUUACCAGGAGCUCUGGAAGGAUGAACCAGAAGAGAAAGUGAAGGAGUUCAUGGCUACCAACCCCAUUCUGACAGAGUGUGAAGCUCAGAUAAGAUACUAUCAGAACCUGGAGCAGCAGAUCGAAGACAUGGCACCAAGCCAUCGAGUCGGCUCAGUCCUGUACCUGACCGAAACGCUCAAACUUGCACUCAUCCAAGAAACGCGUUCGUGGAAGAAUGCCUAUUCUAAAGCUCUGAAUGCAAAGUGCGGGGAGGAGAUGGAUCAGAUUCUUGACUUCACUGAAAAUUUGAUGAAGAGGCUGUGUCGCCCCGUCAAAGAUCUUGACGAUGUCCGCUCACACAUGGCUGCUCUCAGCGAGAUACGGGAGGCAGAGAUCCGUAUCGAUAUGACAAUUGGACCGAUUGAGGAGACGUAUGCACUGUUGAACCGGUACAACAUCACAUUUAAUGAUGGUAAUGCUGAAAGGGUCGACUCAUUGUCUUAUGGUUGGAAGAAACUGAUGGCGCAGGUUCACCAAGUCCAGAACCACCUCUUGAUAAUCCAACCUGAAUUCAAGGCCAAUCUGCUUCAAGGUGUCGAAGCCUUCAUUGAAGAUUCCACAGAAUUCGUCAGUGAUUAUGACGUAAAGGGCCCCAUGGAACAAGGCAUUGUACCAAGAGAAGCGUCUGACAGACUCAACAUCUACCAAGCACGAUUUGACGAGCUUUGGCGCAAAUAUCAAACGUACAAUGGUGGCGAGGAAUUGUUUGGUUUAGAAAUCACGCAAUACCCUGACUUGCAGCGAAUCAAGAAGGAGCUGAAUUUGCUCCAGAAACUGUACCAGCUUUAUAACAGUGUCCUUGAGACUGUGAAUGGUUACUACGAUAUUCCCUGGACUGAGAUUGACAUUGAGGCAAUCAACAACCAACUGCUAGAGUUCCAAAACAAAUGUCGCAAGUUGCCAAAAGCACUGAAAGAAUGGCAGGCUUAUGAAGAACUUCGCAAGACAAUUGACGACUUCAACGAGACUUGCCCCCUUUUGGAGAUGAUGGCAAACAAAGCCAUGAUGUUGCGUCACUGGGAGCGAAUCUCUGUCAUGACCGGACACACCUUUGAUGUCGACUCCGAUAACUUCCUCUUGAGGAAUUUGAUGGAAGCACCACUUCUUAAAUUCAAGGAAGACAUUGAGGAUGUGUGUAUCUCUGCUGUGAAAGAGAAGGACAUCGAAGCUAAGCUGAAACAGGUGAUCAACGACUGGAGCGCCCAGAACUUCCAGUUUGGAGCUUUCAAGAACCGUGGUGAGCUGCUGCUGAAGGGUGACACGACCUCUGAGACAGUGGCGCUGAUGGAGGACAGCUUGAUGGUGCUUGGCUCUCUCAUGAGCAACAGAUACAAUGCCCCAUUUAAGCCAAAGAUCCAGGAAUGGGUGCACAAGCUGACAGGGACAACGGAGAUCAUUGAGAACUGGCUAAUCGUGCAGAAUCUCUGGAUCUAUCUUGAGGCUGUCUUCGUCGGUGGUGACAUCGCCAAACAGCUACCGCAAGAGGCCAAGAGAUUUGGUAACAUCGACAAAUCAUGGAUGAAGAUCAUGCAGCGUGCUCACGAGAAUGCCAAUGUCGUCCAGUGCUGCAUGGGUGAUGACACGUUGAGUCAGCUUCUGCCGCAUUUGCUGGAACAGUUGGAAAUCUGUCAGAAGUCGUUGACUGGAUACCUGGAGAAGAAACGUCUCGUCUUCCCGAGAUUUUUCUUUGUUUCGGAUCCAGCACUGCUUGAGAUUCUUGGUCAGGCCAGUGACUCUCAUACCAUCCAGGCACAUUUAUUGAGUGUGUUUGACAACACGAAGACGGUCACUUUUGACGAGAAGGUUUAUGACAAGAUCUUGAGUUUGAAUUCCCAGGAAGGAGAGAAUGUGUCCCUGGAGGAAUCCGUCAUGGCACAGGGCAAUGUUGAAGUGUGGCUCGGAGAUCUGUUGCGGAUUUCCAGGAAGUCAAUCCAUGGCGUCAUAAGAACAGCUUCCAUCGCCAUCACUGACCCAUCAUUCAAACUGAUCGAGUUUGAGAACAUGUUCCCUGCACAAGUCGGGUUACUUGGUAUUCAGAUGUUGUGGACGCGUGAUUCGGAAGAGGCUCUAGCAAAUGCUCGAGUUGACAAGAAGGCUAUGCAAGCAACGAAUCAGAAGUUCUUGGACAUCUUGAACGAGUUGAUUGACACGACGACUACUGACCUGACAAAGAUUGAGAGGACGAAGUACGAGACUCUUGUCACUAUCCACGUCCAUCAGAGGGAUAUCUUUGAUGAUUUGGUGAGGAUGCACAUCAAGUCAGUGAAUGACUUUGAGUGGCUGAAACAGUCCCGAUGCUACUUCAAAGAGGAUACAGACACGUGCGUCAUCUCCAUCACAGAUGUGGACUUCCUCUACCAGAAUGAGUUCCUGGGUUGUACUGAACGUCUCGUCAUUACACCACUUACUGAUAGGUGUUACAUCACGCUUGCACAAGCCCUUGGUAUGUCCCUUGGCGGUGCCCCAGCCGGGCCUGCUGGUACAGGGAAGACAGAGACAACCAAAGACAUGGGUCGUUGUCUUGGCAAAUAUGUUGUUGUUUUCAACUGCUCUGAUCAGAUGGAUUACAGAGGCCUUGGUCGUAUCUACAAAGGUCUUGCCCAGUCCGGUUCAUGGGGUUGCUUUGAUGAGUUCAAUCGUAUCGAGCUGCCUGUGCUGUCUGUGGCCGCCCAGCAGAUCGCUAUCAUUCUCGUGUGUAAGAAGGAGAGGAAGAGCUCAUUCAUCUUCACUGAUGGUGAUAACGUCGACAUGGAUCCAGAGUUUGGCCUCUUCUUGACCAUGAACCCUGGUUAUGCCGGUCGUCAAGAGUUGCCAGAGAAUCUCAAAAUCAACUUCCGUACUGUUGCUAUGAUGGUGCCAGACAGGCAGAUCAUCAUUCGUGUCAAGCUUGCCGCUUGUGGUUUCCAAAAUAACGUACCACUCUCGAAGAAGUUCUACACGCUGUACAAACUCUGUGAGGAACAGUUGACCAAGCAGGUCCAUUAUGAUUUUGGUCUGCGUAACAUCUUGUCUGUACUACGUACCCUUGGGGCAUUCAAGCGUGCCAACCCACAAGACAGUGAAAAUGUGACAGUGAUGAGGGUCCUCCGAGACAUGAACUUGUCCAAGUUGGUUGAUGAAGAUGAACCUCUGUUUUUAUCCCUGAUUGAUGAUUUGUUCCCUGGUAUCCAGCUGGACAAGGCUGGGUAUCCAGACAUCGAAGGCGCUAUUGCAAACCAGGUUGCUAACUCAGGAGAUUUGGUUCACCAUGCUCCAUGGGUGUUGAAACUCAUCCAGCUCUACGAGACCCAGCGUGUUCGUCACGGUAUGAUGGCACUAGGACCCAGCGGCUCCGGCAAGACCAAGUGUAUCAACGUUCUCAUGAAGGCCAUGUCGGACUGUGGCGCCCCCCACAGAGAGAUGAGAAUGAACCCAAAAGCCAUCACGGCACCUCAGAUGUUCGGACGGCUUGAUGUUGCAACGAAUGAUUGGACCGAUGGUAUCUUCUCAACACUCUGGAGGCGCACACACAAGGCAAAGAAGGGUGAACACAUCUGGUUGUUACUUGAUGGGCCUGUUGACGCCAUCUGGAUUGAGAACUUGAACUCUGUCCUCGACGACAACAAGACUUUGACCUUGGCCAAUGGUGAUCGUAUCCCCAUGGCACCUGCUACUAAGAUCAUAUUUGAAGUACACAACAUCGACAACGCCUCGCCGGCUACUGUGUCUAGAAACGGUAUGGUGUUCAUCAGCAGCUCCGCUCUUGACUGGAAGCCAAUCCUUAAAGGGUGGUUGCUGAAGCAAAAUGCAAGUCUCCAAGACACAAUCUACAAUUUGUUUGAACACUUUGGCGACAUCCAUGCUUACAUCAUACAAAGCCUGAACCCCAAAAUGGAGAUCCUGGAGUGUAACUACAUCCGCCAGGCCAUGGAUCUUAUGGAUGGACUCCUGCCACCUGGUGACGAGUCUAAGAAUAUGAGCAAGGAACAUGUCGGCAAGCUGACCGUGUUUGCGAUGAUGUGGUCUCUUGGUUCUUUACUUGAGUUAGAGGACAGGAAAAAGCUUGAAGACUUCAUGACAAAGUUCAGCCUUGACCUCCCUCCAACUGAAGGCGAUGACACCAUCUUUGAAUACGUCGUCAACGACAAAGGAAAGUGGGAGCACUGGAGGGAACGGGUGCCUGAGUAUCUUUACCCCAGUGACUCUACGCCUGAAUACAGUUCUAUCCUGGUCCCCAAUGUAGACAAUGUCAGGACAGACUUCCUCAUCAACUGCAUUGCUUCUCAGAGCAAAGCUGUGCUCCUCAUUGGUGAACAGGGUACUGCCAAGACCGUCAUGGUCAAAGGCUACUGCAGCAAGUACGACCCAGAGUCCCACUUGUUCAAGAGUUUCAACUUCUCCAGUGCUACCCAGCCGCUCAUGUUCCAAAGAACCAUUGAAUCAUACGUCGACAAGAGAAUGGGUACAACAUACGGUCCACCUGCUGGAAGGAGGAUGACGGUAUUCGUUGAUGACAUCAACAUGCCGCUGAUCAACGAAUGGGGUGACCAGAUCACCAACGAAAUCACACGUCAAAUGAUGGAGAUGCGCGGCUUCUACAAUUUGGAGAAACCCGGCGAAUUCACGAACAUCAUCGACAUCCAGAUAACAGCAGCUAUGAUCCAUCCGGGUGGCGGCAGGAAUGACAUUCCUCAGCGUCUCAAGCGACACUUCUGUGUCUUCAACUGUACGCUGCCUUCAAACUCCUCUAUUGAUAAAGUCUUCAGAACAAUCGGCCUCGGGCACUUCUGUGCAGAGCGAGGUUUCCAAAAAGAUACCAUCGAUUUGAUCGACCUACUUGUCCCAGCAACAAGGAAACUCUGGCAGAAGGUUAAAGUGAAGAUGCUGCCGACACCUGCCAAAUUCCAUUACGUCUUCAACUUGAGAGAUUUAUCCAGGAUUUGGGAGGGCAUGUUGAACAUCGCCUCGGAUGUCGUGACAGGUACCACAGUUGUCUCAGCACUCUGGAAGCACGAAUGCUAUCGUGUCAUCGCUGACAGAUUCACAGAACAUGCAGACAAGGAUUGGUUUGAAAAGGCAAUCACACAGACUAUCCUUGAAGAAUGUGGUGAAACCGUCAUGAAAGAGACCCAUGCCGAGCCCUACUUUGUCGACUUCUUGCGAGAUGCACCGGAGCCAACAGGUGAUGAGGGUGAGGAUGCCGACUUCGACGCACCAAAGAUUUACGAGCCGAUUGAAUCAUUCGAGCAGCUGAGUGAGAGAUUGACUAACUUCCAAGGCCAGUACAAUGAAACAGUGCGCGGUGGUGCUAUGGACUUAGUAUUUUUCAAGGAUGCCAUGACCCAUCUCGUGAAGAUCUCCCGUAUAAUCCGAACUCCUGGGGGCAAUGCCCUGCUCGUCGGUGUGGGCGGCUCUGGGAAACAGUCACUGACACGAUUGGCUUCAUUCAUUGCUGGAUACAAGAGCUUCCAGAUCACACUCUCGAGGUCGUACAAUGUGUCCAACUUGAUGGAUGACCUGAAGGUGCUGUACCGCACUUCUGGGGCCGAGGGCAAGGGUAUCACGUUCAUCUUCACCGAUAAUGAGAUCAAGGAUGAAGGUUUCCUUGAGUACAUGAACAAUGUGCUUGCAACUGGUGAGGUUUCUAAUCUGUUUGCCCGUGACGAGAUGGAUGAAAUCCUACAGGAAUUGAUUGGCGUCAUGAAAAAAGAGCACCCAAGGCGGCCACCGACCAAUGAGAAUCUCUACGAUUACUACCUCGGUCGAGUCCGAGCAAACCUCCAUGUUGUUCUCUGUUUCUCACCAGUGGGUGAGAAAUUCAGGACAAGGUCCCUGAAGUUCCCUGGUCUGUUCUCUGGCUGUACAAUGGAUUGGUUCCAGCGAUGGCCAAAGGACGCUUUGAUUGCUGUCUCCAACCACUUUUUGUCCAGUUAUGACAUCACCUGUACAGCUAAUGUCAAACAGGCUGUGGUGAAUACCAUGGGAGAGUUCCAGGACUUGGUCGCUGAGCUCUGUAGCGAGUAUUUCCAGAGGUUCAGGAGGCAGACUCAUGUCACCCCCAAGUCGUAUCUAUCCUUCUUGGCGGGUUAUAAGACGAUCUAUAGCGCAAAGAAGGGAGAGAUUGGCCUGCUUGCAACCAGGAUGAAUACAGGUCUCCAGAAGCUGAUUGAAGCCAGUGAAUCGGUGAAUGAGCUAUCCAAGGAACUAGCAGUGAAGGAGAAAGAGCUUGCUGUUGCCUCUAAGAAGGCAGACUCCGUGUUACAGGAUGUCACGGUCAAGGCACAGGCUGCUGAGAAGGUCAAAGCCCAAGUGCAAAAGGUCAAGGACAAAGCUCAGGAGAUUGUUGACAGCAUCUCGGUUGACAAAGCCUUUGCUGAAGAGAAGUUAGAGGCUGCACGUCCUGCCCUGGAAGAGGCAGAGGCUGCCCUACAGACGAUCAAGCCUGCGCAUAUCUCCACUGUGCGUAAGCUUGCCAAGCCACCACAUUUGAUCAUGCGUAUCAUGGACUGUGUGCUGCUGCUCUUCCAACGUCGGUUGGAGCAUGUUACAAUGGACCCUGAGCGCCCGUGCGUCAAGCCAUCUUGGGGCGAUGCCCUCAGGUUGAUGAACAACAGCAACUUCUUGCCGGGUCUAAUGAGCUUCCCGAAGGACUCCAUUAAUGCAGAAACUGUUGAAUUGUUGACACCCUACAUAACUGCAGAGGACUACACUUUGGAAACUGCCAAGAGGGUCUGUGGUGACGUUGCUGGUCUGUGCUCUUGGACAAGGGCCAUGGCCUUCUUCUUUACCAUCAACAAGGAGGUUUUACCAUUGAAGGCAAACUUGGUGGUACAGGGAGCUCGUCUCGCUGCUGCCCAGUCUGAUCUCGACACAGCCCAGGCUCAGCUUGAUGAGAAGCAGGCCGAGCUUGAUGUCGUCCAGGCACAAUACGACGCUGCCAUGUCCGAGAAGCAGACAUUAUUGGAAGACGCUGAGGCCUGCAGACGUAAGAUGAACAAUGCCACAGCGCUGAUCGAAGGUCUUUCCGGAGAAAGGGUCAGGUGGACAGAAGCUAGUCGAUCGUUCGAAUCGCAGAUUCAGCGCUUGGUCGGUGAUGUGUUGCUUGCUACCGGCUUCUUGUCCUACUCGGGUCCAUUCAAUCAAGAGUUCAGGUCCCUCAUGUUGAAGAACUGGAAGAAGGAAAUGAUACAAAACAAGAUUCCUUUCUCCGAUGAUCUGAACAUCGUUAGUAUGUUGGUAGACAAUGCCACGAUCAGUGAGUGGAAUCUGCAGGGCCUUCCCAAUGAUGAGCUGUCCGUCCAGAACGGUCUGAUCGUCACAAAGGCAACACGCUACCCACUGCUGAUUGAUCCGCAGAAUCAGGGGAAAUCGUGGAUCAAGAGUAGAGAGGCCAGGAACGAGUUACAGGUCACAUCACUGAACCACAAAUACUUCAGGACACAUCUUGAGGACAGUUUAUCUCUUGGUCGGCCACUCCUGAUUGAAGAUGUAGGAGAGGAGCUCGACCCAGCCUUGGACAACGUUUUGGAGAAGAAUUUCAUCAAAUCUGGUUCAACAUUCAAAGUGAAGGUUGGAGACAAAGAGGUUGAUGUGAUGACUGGUUUCAUGUUGUAUGUGACUACAAAACUCGCCAACCCAGCAUACACCCCCGAGAUCUCGGCCAGGACGUCCAUCAUUGACUUCACUGUGACGAUGAAGGGUCUAGAGGACCAGUUGUUGGGUAUUGUCAUCUUGACUGAGAAACAGGAAUUGGAAGCAGAACGAACGAAACUGAUGGAAGAAGUGACAGCCAAUAAGCGUAAAAUGCAGGAGUUAGAGGACAACCUCUUGUAUCGUUUGACCUCUACGGAGGGGUCAUUGGUAGAGGAUGAGUCACUUAUUGAGGUGCUCAGAAUCACCAAGGUGACUGCUGAGGAUGUUCGGGAAAAACUGACUAUUGCUGCAGAGACUGAGAUCAAGAUCAACUCGGCUCGUGAGGAAUUCAGGCCUGUUGCAAGCCGAGGUAGUAUCAUCUACUUCUUGAUUGUCGAGAUGAGCAUGGUGAACAUCAUGUACCAAACUGCCCUCAAACAGUUCCUUGGUAUCUUUGACCUCUCCAUGGCCAAGUCGACCAAGUCGCCGAUCAACACCAAGCGUAUCAACAACAUCAUCGAAUAUCUGACGUUCCUGGCAUACCAAUACACCGCCCGUGGAUUGUACGAAGUGGACAAGUUCCUCUUCAUGAUUCUUCUGACCAUGAAGAUUGAGCUUCAGGCUGGACGUGUCCGACACGAUGAGUUCCAGGUCUUCAUCAAAGGUGGCGCUGCUCUUGACCUGAAUGCCGUCGAGCCCAAACCAAAGAAGUGGAUUCUGGACAUGACGUGGUUGAAUCUUGUUGAACUUGGCAAGCUACCACAGUUUUCUCAGAUUACAGGACAAGUGGCCAGAAAUGAUAAGGCGUGGAAGGGUUGGUUUGAUGAAGAUGCCCCAGAGGAGUGCCCCAUCCCAGAUGGAUAUUCAAACUCCUUGGAUACAUUCAGAAAGCUUCUCCUGAUCAGGUGUUGGUGUCCUGAUCGUACUCUUCCCAUGUCUCGCCUCUAUGUGGCAGAAACAAUGGGAGUCAGAUAUGCAGAGGGUGUGAUCCUGAACAUGGAAGCCAUGUGGGAGGAGAGUGACACACGUACUCCAAUGGUCUGCUUCCUCUCCAUGGGCUCUGAUCCAACAGACAAUAUCGAGCGGUUAGGAAAACAGAAGGGACUGAAGGUUGGUUCCAUCUCAAUGGGCCAAGGGCAAGAGGUACACGCCCGUCGUCUGCUCCAGGUGUCCAUGCAAGAAGGAAGGUGGAUUCUGUUGCAGAACUGUCACUUGGGGCUCAACUUCAUGGAUGAGUUGCUCGAAACGAUCAUCACAACAGAACAGGUCCACGAUGCCUUUAGGUGUUGGCUGACGACAGAAGAGCAUCCCAGCUUCCCCAUCAACUUGCUGCAGUCAUGUAUCAAAUUCACCAACGAGCCUCCGCAGGGUGUCAAGGCUGGUCUCAAGAGGACGUAUGCUCUUAUAUCUCAGGACCAACUCGACAUCAGCAACAUGCCCCAAUGGAAGCCACUGCUGUAUGGUGUUGCCUUCCUGCACACCACAGUCCAAGAGAGGAGGAAGUUUGGCCCAAUUGGUUGGAACAUCCCGUAUGAGUUCAACCAGUCUGAUUUCACAGCAACAGUCCAGUUCGUGCAGAAUCAUUUGGAUGACAUGGAUCCUAAGAAGGGUGUCUCAUGGAAUACUAUACGCUACAUGAUCGGGGAGGUGCAGUAUGGAGGACGAGUGACAGACGACUACGACAAGCGUUUGCUCAAUACGUAUGCCAAGGUCUGGUUUGGUGAGGGAAUGUUUGCAGACUCCUUCCAGUUCUACACAGGCUACAAGAUCCCAAGGUGUAAGACAGUGAAUGAUUACAGAGAGAACAUUGAACAGCUUCCAUUGAGUGACACACCCGAGUGCUUUGGUCUUCAUCCAAAUGCUGACAUCACAUAUUCUACGAAUACUGCUAAUCACAUGUUGGAUACGAUUGUGAGCAUCCAGCCCAAGGACUCUGGUGGCGGUGGUGGUGAGACACGUGAAACAGUCGUCUACAGACUGGCUGACGACAUGUUGGAGAAGUUACCCGAAGAUUAUUUGCCUCAUGAGGUGAAAGAGAGGCUGCGUAAAAUGGGUCAUCUGCAGCCGUUGAUCAUCUUCCUGCGUCAAGAAGUGGACAGGAUGCAGCGUGUCAUCACUAGUGUCAGGAGCACUUUGAAAGACCUCAAGCUUGCCAUCGAUGGUACCAUCAUCAUGAGUGAGAAUCUCCGAGAUGCGCUCGAUAACAUGUUCGAUGCUAGGAUUCCAAAUGCAUGGAAGAAGAUUUCCUGGCAGUCUGCUACCCUUGGUUUCUGGUUCACAGACCUGCUGGACAGGAACGCACAACUCCACAGUUGGUUGCAUGAUGGCAGGCCACAUUGCUUCUGGAUGACAGGAUUCUUCAACCCUCAGGGUUUCCUUACGGCCAUGCGACAAGAGAUCACCCGUGCUCACAAGGGAUGGGCUCUCGAUGGUGUCAUCCUCGCCAAUGAUGUCACUAGGUCCAUGAAGGAGGACAUCACUGCUGGACCAUCUGAAGGCGUCUACGUGUACGGUCUGUACCUGGAUGGAGCCGGAUGGGACCGGCGUAACACCAGACUGAUCGAGCCCUCGCCAAAGGUGCUGUACACGCAGAUCCCUGUCGUGCAUGUCUUCGCCAUCAACACUGAGCGCGCCAAGAGCAACACUAUCUACGAGUGUCCAGUCUACAAGAAGCCACAGCGUACUGAUCUGACCUAUAUCUUCCCUCUCAUGUUGAAGACCAGCAAGGACCCUGAUCACUGGGUCUUGAGGGGUGUUGGUCUCCUCUGUGAUACCAAGUAAAAAAACUCGACUGUUAAUUGUUAAGUUCUGCCAUUGAACAGAAUAAGUUAACUUUUGUCACAACAAAUAUGACAUUGUUCGAUUUUUUGUAAGUUUUUUAUAUAAACAGUAACUGGCUUGCUAACAUUGAACCAAGCCAAAGUUCACCGUUGUGAUAUUCUUUUAGUUUGUUUUUUUUUGUAAAACUCAGAUGAAUCCCUCCAUGCAAAUUCUGUGAUAAAAAUAUGUUAUCUCUCUUACUUCUUUCCAAGCUUAUAAAACUUCAAACUUGACUGUUUUACUUUACAAUCAAGCUUGGCUGAUAGUUCCAUUUUUAUUUUUUCACCCAAGUAUCUUGCCUGAUAUUCCUCCUAUUUUCAUAUGCUAUGGAUGUGCAGGGAUCCUUUUUUUGAUAGAAUGGGUACAGUGAUAUUUGCCAGUAGAUAAAUAAUUGAAUUAAACUGUCCACUAACGAAUUUGCCAUUUUGGAUGGACUUGUUUGAAUUUGAGUCAUCUGUCCACCCAUUCACAAAAAGGGUCUGCUGGAGAGCUAUUUAACCUUAUAAAUAAUGUGUGCAUUUAUUUAUUUCUAGAUUGUUGCUCAUAAUAUAUUCUUGUCAGUUAAUCAUUAUAAUUAGUCGAAAUGCGUGUGGCUGCCUGUUUAGCACUUAGAUUUUUUUGCAUUAUGUAUCACAUGCACAGAUUUUGAAGAGUUCACUUUCUAAUACUGGCCAACCAUCCCCUUUCCUGAGGCAACUUUCCCCUUUUGUUUAUUACCAAUGGUGAUAUCAGUUUCUGGCAAUCUGUACAUUAUGUGUGUCUAACCUUCCUUGCCUGAUGAUGCUUUGCAUUUUCACGUUUUAUACACAGUUUAUUUAGAUUAGUUUAUUUGUUUUGAGUGUGCAUAAUUUGUAUAGGUUAUAACUUUUACACAGCGAUUAAAUUUAUGUACAUUAUGUAUUUAAGU
Molecule: messenger RNA, 15118 nt
Organism: Lineus longissimus
Lineage: Eukaryota; Metazoa; Nemertea; Pilidiophora; Heteronemertea; Lineidae
Product: dynein axonemal heavy chain 5-like
Exons: 64
Coding region: 250-14172 (4640 amino acids)
Biological process (GO): microtubule-based movement
Cellular component (GO): axonemal dynein complex
Molecular function (GO): ATP binding; dynein light intermediate chain binding; minus-end-directed microtubule motor activity
Source: RefSeq, a predicted model, not a curated record